Messenger RNA from Megalobrama amblycephala (Wuchang bream), 1230 nucleotides. It is a transcript of the gene hddc2, whose product is annotated as HD domain containing 2. NCBI's taxonomy places the organism in Eukaryota, Metazoa, Chordata, Actinopteri, Cypriniformes, Xenocyprididae. Gene Ontology annotation, cellular component: cytoplasm. The record is from RefSeq and is a predicted model, not a curated record. Bases 321 to 890 code for a protein of 189 amino acids. Gene Ontology annotation, molecular function: 5'-deoxynucleotidase activity. The transcript is spliced from 5 exons.
CAGUUCAUUUUGAUUCGUUCACAAUUGUUCGGUUCCUUUACACUCAUUCCCAUUCGUGCAGUACAUUGAGAUUCAUUCACACGCGUGCGAAUUAUAGAUUCAUUUACACGUGUUCGAUUCAUUAAGAUUAAUUCACACUUGAUUCCUUCACAUUAGUGCGGUGCGGUUCAUUUAGAUUCAACGGCUGCGUCCCAAAUCGCAUACUCAAUUGAGAAGGUACUUAUUUUUAAUAAGUAAUUCACAACUUCACAACCACUAAAAUGACGUUCUAUAUAGUAAGAGUGUGUGUAUGAAUGUAGUAUGGACCUACUACAUUAGCCAUGUUGCCUUUAUCAUGUGACCUAGACCUACCAGCAUCAGUUACGUCGCUUCACUCCCAUUCACAAAUCCUCUCCUGUGGCCUCAUCAUAUGCACACUUCAGAAUCUCGCCGGGUCAUUCAGAUGCAUGAAGCUGGCUUUGGUUCAUGACUUGGCUGAGUGUAUUGUGGGAGAUAUUGCUCCAGCAGACAAUGUUAGCAAAGCAGAGAAGCACAGAAGGGAAAAGGAGGCAAUGGUGCAUAUCACAGGCCUAUUAGAUGAUGGCUUGCGGAAAGAGAUUUACAGCUUAUGGGAGGAGUAUGAGAAUCAGUCCAGUCCAGAAGCCAAACUGGUGAAGGAGUUAGACCAGCUGGAGAUGAUAAUACAAGCUCAUGAAUAUGAAGAGUUAGAGGGGAAACCUGGAAGACUCCAGGAGUUCUUCACCUCCACUGAAGGCAGGUUCCAUCACCCAGAGGUGUUGGGUCUGGUGAAGAGUUUGAAUGAGGAAAGAGCUCGCCACAUCGCUGCUGGAGGAGAUGAUACUGCUGAGAAGACCCCUGACACAAGCUCUCACACUACAGCAACACCAUGAUCACAAUUCCUGUCAGGCACUGAAGCUACCUCCACACAUCUGUGCACAAGAGUGUUAAUUUUGUCGAGAUAUACUGUUUUAUUAUAAUCUUAUUUCAUUGUACAGAAGCAUGGUUUGUGGUUGUGUGAUGGUCCUGUCCUGUUUGUCUGAAUGUUCUGCAGGACAUGAUUUGUUUCCACGGUUGUAAUUUUAUUGAUAAAAAUCAAUCUUUUUAUUAAAACCAAAUGGGAGUACGUAAAACUGUUUUUCACCUUACGAGUAGUUCUUUUUUUUUUAUCAGCAUUUUACUGCCUUCCUGUAUUACAAUCUUUAAUAAAAAGAAUGUUUUAUGACCACUGAA